This is a messenger RNA of Conger conger (European conger), 1338 nucleotides long. It is a transcript of the gene gja3, whose product is annotated as gap junction protein, alpha 3. Gene Ontology annotation, cellular component: connexin complex. NCBI's taxonomy places the organism in Eukaryota, Metazoa, Chordata, Actinopteri, Anguilliformes, Congridae. The record is from RefSeq and is a predicted model, not a curated record. Gene Ontology annotation, biological process: cell communication. The transcript has a single exon. The coding region runs from base 1 to 1338 and encodes 445 amino acids.
AUGGGUGACUGGAGCUUUCUGGGGCGGCUGCUGGAGAACGCGCAGGAACACUCGACGGUGAUCGGGAAGGUGUGGUUGACGGUCCUCUUCAUCUUCAGGAUCCUGGUGCUGGGGGCCGCGGCGGAGGAGGUCUGGGGCGAUGAGCAGUCCGACUUCACCUGCAACACGCAGCAGCCCGGGUGCGAGAACGUGUGCUACGACGAGGCCUUCCCCAUCUCGCACAUCCGCUUCUGGGUGCUGCAGAUCAUCUUCGUCUCCACGCCCACCCUUAUCUACCUGGGCCACGUGCUGCACAUCGUCCGCAUGGAGGAGAAGCGCAAGGAGAAGGAGGAGGAGCUGCGCAAGGCCAGCAGGCUCCAGGAGGAGAAGGACCUCCUCUUUAAAAAUGGGGCAGGCGGGGGAGGAGGAGGGGGAGGCAGUAAAAAGGAGAAGCCGCCAAUCAGAGACGAGCACGGGAAAAUCCGUAUCCGGGGGGCCCUGCUGCGCACCUACGUGUUCAACAUCAUUUUUAAGACCCUGUUUGAGGUCGGGUUCAUUUUAGGCCAGUACUUCCUGUACGGCUUUCAGCUGCGGCCCUUGUACAAGUGCGCGCGGUGGCCCUGCCCCAACACGGUCGACUGCUUCAUCUCCCGACCCACGGAAAAGACCAUCUUCAUCAUAUUUAUGCUUGUGGUGGCUUGCGUGUCUCUUUUGCUGAAUCUGUUAGAGAUCUAUCACCUGGGAUGGAAGAAGGUCAAGCAGGGCAUGACCAACGAGUUUGUGCCCGAGCGUGAGUCGCCGCCCCGCACCGACGCCCGGGUCGAAUCCGCGACCCCCGCCCUGAGAACUGCCCCCCCCAACCUCAGCUACCCACCGAACUACACGGACGUGACCUCGGGGGCCGCGUACCCCCUGCCGGUGGCCCCAGCGGCCGAGUUCAAGAUGGAUCCUCUCCAUGAGGACCUCCAGGAGGCCGCCUCGACCUUCUACAUCAGCAACAACAACAACCACAGGCUGGCCUCUGAGCAGAACUGGGCCAACCAGGCUACCGAGCAGCAGACUCGGGAGAGGGAUCCGGGUUCUGCUUCCCCCUCCUCCUCCUCUUCAUCCUCCUCUUCCCCUUCCAACACCGACGGCAGUGUCCAGCACGAGCUACAGGAGCCGAAGGAUGCGGCCCCGCCCGCCCCCAGCCCGAGCGGCCAGGGCUGGUGCGGCGGGAAGGGGCCCCAGGAAGAGGGUCAUGUGACCACCAUGGUGGAGAUGCACGAGGUCCCUGUGGCGGUAACAGACGCCCGGCGACUCAGCAGGGCCAGCAAGACCAGCAGCGUCAGAGCUAGGCCCAACGACCUGGCCGUGUAG